This is a messenger RNA of Rana temporaria (common frog), 1507 nucleotides long. RefSeq names its product cell division cycle-associated protein 7-like. Gene Ontology annotation, cellular component: nucleus. The record is from RefSeq and is a predicted model, not a curated record. Gene Ontology annotation, biological process: regulation of DNA-templated transcription. Bases 239 to 1396 code for a protein of 385 amino acids. The transcript is spliced from 10 exons. NCBI's taxonomy places the organism in Eukaryota, Metazoa, Chordata, Amphibia, Anura, Ranidae.
UAUAGACACCCAACGUGAGGCUGUCCAUCUGUUACUCCUCAAGGAAAGGUGUUGUCAGUGUCAAAGAGAAGUGCCAAAACAUGUCGGAGGAUUUCUCGGUAACCACUGAAGGCAUGGUGGAAGCAGCUGCUUUUUAAAGGGGCAUUGUCACGCAGUGUUUUUCCUGUGAAGAGGUGGAGCUACGCUCUCUCCAAGGUGCUGUCCUGAAAGGCUCGCAGAAAUAUCGUCACCGGUCACAAUGUCAAAGUCAUCAAGUUCUUCUGGACCACAGCAAGUAAAGUACUCCCGGAGAGUAGCCCUGAAGAAGGUGGUGCACCCUUCUGACAGCAGCAAGGAGGAUGAAAAAUUAUGGAAGCCUUCAGUUGUUCCAUCAAGUGAUUCUGAGGAGCCGCCACCAAAUGCAUUUAUGCAGAGAAGAGCCAAGAACAUUGAGGAUAACAAAGCCAUGGUCACAAUGUCAAAGUCAUCAAGUGCUUCUGGACCACAGCAAGUAAAAAAGUACUCGCUGAGAGUAGCCCUGAAGAAGGUUGCGUACCCUUCUGACAGCAGCGAGGAAGAUGAAAAAUUAAAGAAGCCGCCAGUUGUCCCAUCAAGUGAUUCGGAGGAGGAGCCACCACCACCACCAAAUGCAUUUAUGCAGAGAAGAGCCAAGAACAUUGAGGAUAACAAAGCCAUGCUGGCCAAGCUUAUGUCAGAGUUGGAGAAAUUGCCGGGACACUUGGAACCGGAUUCCAGUAACCAGAACCAUGGGACUCCGAAGUACUCAAGACGUUCCAGAGGAUCGCUUGUAGCAGCUGAACCAAGAAGAAACCCAGCCCGUGCCGCACGACGUGUGACUCGCUCUAUGGGAACAGUGCUGCCCUCCUCACCAGAAAAGGACACAGACUAUCAGAGCCUGGAGGAUCAGCUAUUGGAAGAGAGAGAACCAACAAGAAGGCGGCAAAGCAGUCGACAAAGCAUUCAUACGAUUCCCCAUGUUGUUCGUCCAGUAGAGGAAAUCACUGAGGAUGACCUGAAGAAUGUGGCUGACAAUUUUAAGGCAAAGGUGUACAACACUGUGUCUGGUUCUACCUGUCAUCAAUGCCGACAGAAAACUAUAGACACAAAGACAAACUGUCGCAACGUAGAGUGUAGAGGCAUCCAAGGACAGUUCUGUGGCCCAUGUCUGAGGAUCAGAUAUGGAGAAGAUGUAUGCAAAGCUCUUUUAGAUCCAGACUGGACCUGCCCCCCAUGCAGAGGGAUCUGCAACUGCAGUUUUUGCCGUCAGAAAGAUGGUCGCUGUGCUACUGGUAUUUUGUUUCCUGUAGCCCGUUAUAAUGGCUAUAGUGACGUCCAUUCCUACCUGAAAAGUUUGCAGAGAAGUAAAAACGAGCCAAGUGACGAAGACUCUCCAUAGGGGACCUGACAGACUGCCUUAUCAUUGGCUGUUAAUGUUGCUUGCUCUUGGUUUUUAAUGUUUGCUUUUGUUGUGAAAAUUUUAAAUAAAAUGUUAUUUUUCUACAAAUUG